Messenger RNA from Ictalurus furcatus (blue catfish), 1867 nucleotides. RefSeq names its product tyrosine-protein kinase STYK1. Gene Ontology annotation, molecular function: ATP binding; transmembrane receptor protein tyrosine kinase activity. The transcript is spliced from 10 exons. Gene Ontology annotation, biological process: protein phosphorylation; multicellular organism development; cell surface receptor protein tyrosine kinase signaling pathway. Gene Ontology annotation, cellular component: signaling receptor complex. The record is from RefSeq and is a predicted model, not a curated record. Bases 154 to 1302 code for a protein of 382 amino acids. Lineage: Eukaryota; Metazoa; Chordata; Actinopteri; Siluriformes; Ictaluridae.
UGCUCUCAAUGUCAAAAUCAAAUCCAGAAUUCCACUCCGUCAGGGACACGUGUUUUAUUUGGUAACUUGUCGACUUGUGAAAAUGAAGGACGGCUUUCCUUUCAAAGCCAAGGAUAUGAGCAAGUCAUGAGAGAUGCGUAAGAUAAACCACCAAUGGAUGUGCAGGUUACAUGCAACGUCUCCAGCCUUGAAUGUGGUCAAUUAGCACUCAUCAUCAUUCCCAGUCUCCUGGCUCUUAGCACACUGAUCAUCAUAUCUCGGAUAAUAUGGAGCUUCUUAAAAAAGAAAUCGUCAGUUCUGGGGUCUUCAGCAGUGUCUUUUGAUCAAAAUGGUCUUCUGCCUGGACACAAUGCUCUGAGCUCAUGGGAAAUGCCCGCCCACUGCAUCCUGGACGAGGUGGAGUUCCUGAAAAAUGGCCGGUUCGGGGCUACCUGCAAGGGCCAGCUAAAACGAGAUGGAGCUGCCAGCGCUGUGAUAAUUAAAAUGUUCAAAGGAAGUUCAAACAGUCACGAGGCUAAAGUGUUUAUGGAGUUGGCCAUGUUCUACUCAGCAGUUUGCAAACACGACAAUCUGGUGCGAAUGCUGUACUGCCAGACACGACUCUCUCCCAUGUACUUGGUUUUCGAGACGAGCACUCCUGGAAAUCUGCUGCACUUCUUGUGGAGCCUUCGGGAGGGUAGUAGUCAUGGGACGUGGCAUCAAGAACAGUCUUUUUCAGAGAGAUCUGUGUAUUUAGUAGCCAAACAAGCGGCUACCGGUCUGGUCACGGUGGUUUUCGUGCCUCAGGACUACCUGCUGUCAGAGCACAGGCUCGUGCAUGGGAACGUCGCAGCACGCAGCAUGCUGAUUGGCUCCGGGCUCCUGGUGAAAGUGUCCGGAUUGGCCCCGGCUUUCGAGUCGAGGCAGACAGAGACGGAUACAGCCGGAGUGCCUCUGAAGUGGCAGGCACCAGAGAGACUACUCGGACUCCCUGUUACAGCCAGGAGUGAUGUGUGGUCCUUUGGAGUCCUUCUCUAUGAGUUGAUAACUUUAGGUGCUCCUCCAUUUCCUGAACUGGAGCCAUCGGAGAUGUUCCUCCAAACUUUGGCGAAUUACAAGCUAAAAAGACCUCCGAACUGUGGAGGGGCACUGUUUGACCUCAUGAAAUAUUGCUGCAUGUGGAAUUUUAAGGAUCGCCCGGCUUAUUCUGCUGUCAUCAAACUGCUGGAGUCGUACAUCCACCUGGCUGAUACUAAACCCCUAAGAGCAACUCAACAUAUGGACAUUUCUGAAUACAGAAUUAAGGCAGGAGUUCCACCUUGAGCGUUCGGUGCGUACACAAGGCCGUACUCAGAUUUGUUCAGAGAUAGGUUACACAGUCGCUCAAGUCGAUCUUCUGGCCUUCAAGAUUGCCAAAUUUUUCUACUGUGAAAGCAUCUGAGACUUGGGUUUUCAAUCGCAUCUGGACUACUACCUUUAAACACAAGUGCUUGCCUUUACACCUGAUAAAAAACAAAAUGUGACUGAAACGCAAGCGUCAAAUGUAAUAUGAUGUAACAAAAAACAAAGGGACAAUAUCUAAUAAGAGUCUAAUAUAUUGCCAAAAUGCAUGAAUAGUCCUAUUUUAACAAAUUUGCCAUUAAAUAUGGCUUCCACCCUCAUCAUUCAGCAGCUUAUAGAAUAGCACUUGAUCCAGCACGUGCUAUUAUUUUGCCUUGAUUUUUAAAAUCAUGCCCCGACAUAUAAUUUGAAGCCAUUAGAUACAAAAUCAAGGUCAUAAAAUCAUAACGUGUAUGUGGAGUAGUCUAUUUUUAUCACGCCUUUAAUUUAUGUUGGUUUGUCUGAUUACUGAAAUAAUGUUCGUAUUCAAUAAAUUCAGUGCACUCGC